Porites evermanni is the source of this 1104-nucleotide messenger RNA. NCBI's taxonomy places the organism in Eukaryota, Metazoa, Cnidaria, Anthozoa, Scleractinia, Poritidae. The record is from the annotation of a GenBank genome assembly.
AUGAAAAUGAACUUUAACAGGAGGCUCGUUUCGCUUCCUGUCAUCUUGAUUCUGGGUUCGCUCUAUGGUUACAUGGUACUCAAGACCGAAGACAUUAGUGACACAACUUUCCAUGAACCCAAACUUCGCUUCGUUUAUAACCAUAGUGUCCCUAGGACUUCGAACGCCAAGGAAAGUAUAGCUAGUAACAGUACAGAAAUUGAUGGUGAUGAACGGCUCCAAGUUGGCCAUUAUGUUGCUGGAUUUAACUCGUCCCUAAUCGGAAAAGAGUUCAAGUUUGAUAGUUCAGAUUUAGCCUUAGUAAAAGCUGUUCUUCGGGACCAAACGUUUAAGCGAAAGCCAGUCGAGUCCAUAGAUGCCAAGACCCCAUUUUUCGAUCUGGUCGCUCCAGUAACUGGGUCUUCCAGUAACCACUACGGAGAAUUUAAACAUCAUAUCGAAGAAUUUAGAAAGCAAUUUCCAGGAAUAAAAUGGUUUUUCUACGAUCUUGGAUUAAAUGACGCGGAGAUUAAUGAAGUCAGAACAAUGCCUGAUGUAGUGUACAGAAAAUUCAACUUUGAUGCAUACCCCCAACACAUUCGUAACCUGCAUAAUUAUGGUUGGAAAAUCCUGAUUAUUCAACAAAUGCUGUCUGAAUUUGACGGGAUAAUGUGGUUUGAUUCAUCUGUCAAGUUCACAGGAAAUCAAACAAAUGUUUUAAUCGAGCUUAUGUUCCGCCACAAUACGGGUGCAGUGUUCUAUGUCAGCACAACCGGUCACUCCAUAAUAACCGCUACGCAUCCAACAAUGCUGGAGUACCUUCCGAUGGAAACGGCAGGAGCAGUUAAGGACAUGCUACAAGGCGGUGCAGUGGUUUAUGUAAACAAGGAUGAAGUUCAAAGACGUGUCAUGAAAUGGCUUGUUAUUUGCGUGCUUAAAGAAGACUGCAUUGCUCCACCAGGUUCAACUUUAUAUUGUGGGUACAACUUUCCUCGAGACAGGUUUGGCGGUUGCCACAGAUAUGACCAGUCUCUCCAAAAUAUACUUAUUUCAAACGCUUAUAACUACGAACAGGAGAAAUAUUUCUACUGGAAUGAUUCUUUUACCAUUAUAGAGCGAUCAUGA